AAUAAGUAAGAAGUGCCGGACGUUGCCUCGAUCAUCGUUCAUUCAUAUAUAUAGUCACACGCACCGAGAAGAAUCCGCAUUAGACAAUAUUCGGCAAAGUGAUUUCGAGCUGAUUCGAAGGCUACUCCCGAUCGAGAUAGGCUGCAUUGGAUAUGGAUUCUCGCAUGUAGCAGAUACGACGAGUACGAAGAUAUAAAGUCGUAAUCGAUCAUAAACGGAAUGCAUUGAGAAAUACAAGGAUAAAUAAAGCGAUAUUGACGCGGACGCACCCGGUUCGAUCGCCUCGUACUUCUUUUGCUCUUGCUCGGCCUCCCGAAAAAAUAAAACUUUUUAUUUCCUUUUGUGUAUUCGCCGGAACGUUGUUCGGUCCACCGAGUCACGGAUAUCGGUGGUUCCAGUGAUGAAGUGCCGUUCGUUGCUGUAGCUACGGAAUUCGCAGAGCGAGAGAUCCCCGCGCACCGGCGCGCCAAUAAAAACGGGCAACAAAAAUUGUAUCGGCUCAUUCCUCACUUUUCACCCAUAGCUUUCCCUUUCUCUCUUUCUCUCCGAGUCUAAAUUUUCGCCAGUACACCUCACUUCGAAUAUUAUCUUCGCCGCUGUAUUCGGAAGCUCGAUCACCCAUUAAACAGCUAUCGCGCCGCCGCUCAUUCGUCAUAAAACAACGCGCGCGUUAUUCGUCCAGACUUUUGUGAAAGACGGAAAAAAGCCAUGCUCCACAGCCCCCUCCGGUCACACUAGGCGAGGCAUAGUUAUAAAUUAAUACAAGUUUGCAUCGCGAACGCCCUAGCGAAUUAACUUGUCGCGUGCCUGCCGACGAGAAAUUUCUUCCUCUCCACAAAAACACACUUAAUAUCCGUACACAUUUCCACUCUCUUGCGAACGAGGACGUUCAAUACAGGCGUACACACGCACAAGAUCCGAGAGAAAUAAAGAGAGGGAUAGAGAGAGAGAGAGAGAGAGAGCUCGAAAUAGAGAGGACGCGGAGAACAUCAUAGAGUGAGCGACGAACAGUCCUACUGGCUGGAAUGACAGCCACAAACUUUUGCGAGUACGAAUUGCUCGAGUGAACUCUAUGAGCGAACACCUGAAGCGAGUGGAGGAGGCUGAUUCCAUGCUUGUUCGAAUGCACGGGUACCGCCAAUUAUGUUGAGUUAUUGUGAUUAAAAUUAUAAAAACUGUGCCCGAUAACUGACAUUGAAAAUGAAGUUUCAUUCGUCCGGGUAGAUUGAAAAAGUGCGCUGCCGCGAUCGUCAAAUCGUAGAUAAAAAUCUGCCUGCUUUUUGUUCUUUGUUUCUCUUUUUUACGGAAACCUCCCGAUUCGUUUUCGCUCCAAAAUAACAGACUGCAAAUCCCUGGGAAGACGAGUACGCGAGUGUGAAGAAACGAAGCAAUUGGAGAGACAAACAACAUGUCGGCGAUGAACAUCGGUCCCGCGAUAACCGGGAAACUGUGGAUUACUUUGGUGCUGUCUUUGAGUGUAUUUGGACUGCUGUUGACGCUGUUCGUAAAGAGAAGCAAAUUCCUUUACAGCCUACGAAACGUUCCGUCGCCGACCGCUUUGCCAGUUAUCGGAAAUGUGUGGCAACUCAAUUGCAGCCUCGAAGAAUUCUUCAAGAGGCUCGUAACUUGGAGUCGGGAAUUCGGUGACAUUUAUCAGGUAUGGCUUGGUAUGAGGCCUCUCAUAUUCGUCUAUCGCGCCGAAGGAGUGCAGCCUUUGCUCAGCAGUAGCGUACACAUCGACAAGAGCCUCGAGUAUCAGUAUCUUCGACCCUGGCUCGGCUCCGGCCUCGUCACCAGCACCGGUGACAAAUGGCACGCCAGGAGGAAACUCCUCACUCCGACUUUCCACAGUGGACUUCUCGAGUCAUACUUGUCCUCGACGAUACAGGAAGCUACUACAAUGGUCUCCUGUCUCCGUGCCGAAGUCGGCAAACCCGAAUUCGACAUAGUGCCCUACGCAAAACGCGCAGCUCUAGACAUGAUCUGCACCAGCAGCAUGGGGUACCAUAUCAACGCACAGACGAACCUCAACAACGAAUACGUCACAUCUGUGGAAAAAAUGACUGCCAUUAUCCAGACGAGAUUCACGAACAUCUGGAUGUCCAUGGACGUCAUAUUCAACCGAACAUCUAUGGGGAAAGUGCAUCAAGAAGCGCUUGACGUUAUUCAUGGAUUCGUCAACCGAGUGAUCAGUGAACGCAAAGCUGAGUGGAAGUUGAAACACGACGGGAAUUUCAACGAGUCGUCAAAAAAACGUCUAGCCCUGCUUGACAUGCUUUUGGAAUACUCCCAAAACGGAGCAAUUCUCUCGGACGAAGACAUCAAAGAUGAAGUGAACACUUUCAUGUUCGCUGGACACGAUACUCUCGCGACCAGCAUCUCGUGGGUUCUUUAUGCUCUUGGUUCCCAUCCUGAAUAUCAAACCAAGAUUCUCGAAGAAUAUAACAACACUAUUGACAACGAUGAAAUCACGAGCGAAUCGUUGAACAAAUUGGUCUGGCUCGAUGCCUGCAUCAAAGAAGCUUGGCGCAUGUAUCCGGUCGUCCCAUUGAUCGCCAGACAGAUAUACAAACCUAUUAAUUUGAUGAAUCACGACGUGCCCGUCGGCUCGACAGUUUUAGUCAACACUUUUCUGCUGCAUCGGGAUCCUCGUUAUUUCCCACAGCCGGACGUGUACAAGCCAGAAAGAUUUUUUCCCAACAGUCCAAAGUUACCAGCCUUCUCGUACAUACCGUUCAGCGCCGGCUCUCGGAAUUGCAUAGGUUUUAGGUUUGCGACUAUGGAGACAAAAAUGACGAUACUUUCGAUACUGAAAUCGUACGAAGUGCGUUCGAUCGAGCCCGUGGACAAACUUCGUUUGAUAUCUUCCAUCGUUCUCAUCAAUGCCAAUGGAAUCAACCUGAAAAUCACCCCAAGACAAUAAUUAUUAUUAAGAAAUUAUUCGCAGUAACCGUGAUAUUUUGAAACAUUCGGAGUCAUCAAUUAUAUUCAUCAAUUCGAGUUAAAAUUAGCACGAGAUUCAGGCGAUUCUCGGAAAAAUGUUUCAGCUGCAAAAACAAAAACAAAUAUGACUUAUUAAUGGGCUCGAAUCACCCUUCCAUAUGCGAGACAAUAAAAUUCCUGUACAUCGCAUUAAUUUCAUAAUCGACCCAAGCUCGAACACAGUUUAGAUUAUAACGGUCUAAUUUUUUUUAUUAUUUAUAUAUCUGUAGACUUAAUUAUUUGCGUGAUAUUGAUAAAUCUACUUUUUUAUAAACUCGCCAAAGUAAUCGGCAUACGUUUCGU
Messenger RNA from Venturia canescens, 3285 nucleotides. RefSeq names its product cytochrome P450 4c3-like. The record is from RefSeq and is a predicted model, not a curated record. Bases 1409 to 2923 code for a protein of 504 amino acids. Lineage: Eukaryota; Metazoa; Arthropoda; Insecta; Hymenoptera; Ichneumonidae. The transcript is spliced from 7 exons. Gene Ontology annotation, molecular function: heme binding; oxidoreductase activity, acting on paired donors, with incorporation or reduction of molecular oxygen; iron ion binding.